This is a messenger RNA of Rhinolophus ferrumequinum (greater horseshoe bat), 3543 nucleotides long. It is a transcript of the gene CTDP1, whose product is annotated as CTD phosphatase subunit 1. The transcript has 13 exons. The coding region runs from base 148 to 2976 and encodes 942 amino acids. The record is from RefSeq and is a predicted model, not a curated record. Gene Ontology annotation, cellular component: nucleus. Lineage: Eukaryota; Metazoa; Chordata; Mammalia; Chiroptera; Rhinolophidae. Gene Ontology annotation, molecular function: RNA polymerase II CTD heptapeptide repeat phosphatase activity.
AGGGCGGCGGGUGGAAGCCGGUGUAGGAGUGGGAAUCGCAGCGCAGCCACCGCCUCCGCCUGGGCCGGGGUCGCCCGCCCGCCGGCGAUGGGCACCGUUGCCUGAGCACCCGUCUGCCGCAUCUCCGCAGCGACCCCGCUGGCCGGGAUGGAGGCGCCGCCCGCCGGCCGCGUUCCCGCCGAGGGCGUCCCGCCGGCGGCCGUGGCCGAGGUGCGCUGCCCGGGCCCCGGGCCGCUGCGUCUGCUCGAAUGGAGGGUGGCGGCGGGCACAACCGUGCGCAUUGGCUCGGUGCUGGCCGUGUGCGAGGCCGCCGCCUCCGCGCAGCCCUCCGGACCUGCUCCUGCUCGCGCCGGCUCGGGUGGCUGCGUGCGCGCCGAGCGCAGGCUGAGGUCGGAGCGCGCCGGCGUGGUGCGGGAGCUGUGCGCGCACCCGGGCCAGGUGGUGGCUCCCGGAGCGGUCCUGGUGCGGCUGGAAGGAUGUAGCCACCCUGUUGUCAUGAAAGGUUUGUGCGCUGAGUGUGGCCAAGACCUAACCCAGUUGCAGAGCAAGAAUGGGAAGCAGCAGGUGCCACUGUCCACGGCCACCGUGUCCAUGGUGCACAGCGUCCCCGAGCUGAUGGUCAGCUCCGAGCAAGCUGAGCUGCUCGGAAGGGAAGAUCAGCACCGGCUGCAUCGGAACCGAAAGCUGGUCCUCAUGGUCGACUUGGAUCAGACCCUGAUCCACACCACGGAGCAGCACUGCCAGCAGAUGUCCAACCGGGGCGUCCUCCACUUCCAGCUGGGCCGAGGCGAGCCAAUGCUGCACACGCGCCUGCGCCCGCACUGCAGGGCCUUCCUGGAGAAGGUCUCCAGGCUGUACGAGCUGCACGUCUUCACCUUCGGGAGCCGGCUGUACGCACACACUAUCGCAGGCUUUUUAGACCCUGAGAAGAAGCUUUUUUCUCAUCGAAUAUUAUCGAGGGACGAAUGUAUCGACCCGUUUUCCAAAACUGGGAACCUUAGAAAUCUCUUUCCUUGUGGGGAUUCGAUGGUUUGCAUUAUCGAUGAUCGAGAAGAUGUCUGGAAGUUUGCCCCCAAUCUGAUCACCGUGAAGAAAUACGUCUACUUCCAGGGCACAGGGGACAUCAAUGCUCCCCCUGGGUCCCGGGAGUUGCAGGCAAGAAAGAAAGGGGGUCAUCCUCCUAAAGGUGCGGACGUCGCAGAGCAGGCCCCGUCUGCCAAGGAGUCAGAGGAGGGCAGGCAGGUGGCCGGGGUUGAGCAGAGCAACGGCCUCAGCAAGCCCGCGAGGGAGCUCAACGGGGAUGGUCCGCCACCUAGCCAGGCGGAGGAGAGGGCCACCCGGCCUGCCGCCCGCAUUCCCCUGGCCGAUGGCAGGGGGCCCACAGUGUGUGCGCGGCAACACGGUCGGACAUCAGCAGAGAAGCGGCCAGUUGUGAGCUCGGUGGGCAGCGACCUGGACUUCGAGUUGUCCAGUGAUAGCGAGAGCAGCAGCGACUCAGAGGGUCGGUCCUCUGAGGGCGAAAGUGGGGGGAAGAGGGGCCAGAAAAAGCCCCAGGCUGCUCGGGACCCCGGGAAGGUGGUGCCGCAGGGCGGGGCCCCUGGCCCCGGUGGGGAGAGGCCGGCGGGGGCGAAUCACUCCUCAGAGCCCGUGCCCAGCGUCCAGCUGGAGCCGCAGGAGGACAGUGAGCGGGACGGCCUGUGCGGGCUGGGGAGCAGUUGUGCCGACAGGAAGGAGGCUGAGACCGAGUCUCAGAACAGCGAGCAGUCGGGCAUCACGGUGGGCGAGUCUCUGGACCAGAGUGUAGAGGAGGAAGAGGAGGAGGAGGACGCGGACGCCGACGACCACCUGGUCCACCUGGAGGAAAUCCUGGCCCGCGUGCACUCCGACUACUACGCCAGGUACGACCGCUACCUGCGUGGGGAGGCCCAGGAAGCCCCCGACAUACGGAAGGUCGUCCCCGAGCUCAAAAGCAGGGUGCUGGCAGAUGUGGCCGUAAUAUUCAGCGGCCUGCACCCCACCAACUUCCCGGUGGAGAAGACGCGGGAGCACUACCACGCCACGGCCCUCGGAGCGAAGGUCCUCACGCAGCUGGUGCUGGACCCUGACGCCCCCGACAGGGCCACCCACCUGAUCGCUGCGCGCACCGGCACGGAGAAGGUGCGCCAGGCGCAGGAGUGCGGACGACCGCACGUGGUGAGUCCCGACUGGCUGUGGAGCUGCCUGGAGCGCUGGGAAAAGGUGGACGAGCAGCUGUUCCCGCUGAGCGAUGACUGCGGCAAGGCGCAGAGGGAGGACGGCCCGAUGGCUUUUCCCGACAGGCAGGGUGCACUUCCCACCACCUUGUUCCACCCAACGCCCGUCCAUCCCAGGGCCCAGCCUGGCCCCGAAGCCCGGAUCUACGACGCCAACACGGGCAAGCUCAUCCGGAAGGGCUCUGCGGGCCCCGGGCCUCCUGGCUGCCUGCCGGUCCACGCGGAGCACUCCUCUUUCAGAGCCGUUCAGCCACAUCAGCAGCAGUUUGGUGAAGAGUGGCCAGAUAACCCAGAUGGAGAGCAGCCUGGUCCUUCUAGAAGAAAGCGACAGCCCAGCAUGUCAGAGACACUGCCGCUGUACACUCUGUGUAAGGAGGAUUUAGAGAGUAUGGACAAAGAGGUGGAUGACAUCCUAGGAGAAGGCAGUGACGACAGCGACAGCGAAAAGAAGAAGCCGGAAGAGCAGGAGGAGGAGCGGGACAAGGGGCCUCGGCCCAGGGAGCCCAGGACCCCCAGGGCCCAGAGGGAGCACACGCUUGACUUGAAGCCACCCAGUGAAAGGAGCACGUUGGAUGGCCGGGGCCCCAGAGGCCACAAGAGAAAGCUGAACGAGGAGGACGCUGCCAGCGAGUCCAGCAGGGGCUCCAGCUGUGAGGACGAGGGGAGCAGCUCAGAGGCGGACGAGAUGGCCGCGGCGCUCGAGGCGGAGCUCGACCUCAUGUGACGUGCACGGCACCACCACCCUUCCGUGCCGGCCCACGAUGGGUUUUCUUUUCUCCAGAAGGACGUGUAUAUUUGCAGAGCUCCACAUACAGAAACAUUAUUUUGCAGAAGUAGGUGUUUUUAGAAGUUUUACACGGGAAAGAUGGGCAAGCGGUGCGCCCUGCCCAAGACCCGCAGAGCCGGCAGAGCACGGCUGGGGCCGGGCGCUCGGCCGUGGGGUGUGGGGCACCCUCUGGUGGCCCAUCACAGCGCGGGGUGCAGGUUGAGCUCCUGGCGCCGCGCAGAGCCCUGUAGGGAUGGCCGGGCAUCUUGUGCUCGCUCAGAGCCGAGGCCGCCGGGAUGCGAGAGCGUCUCCAGGUGAGCCAGGGCACUGUGUGGGCGGGCCCGCGAGCCCUGCUGUCCUCAGGUCCCUGGAGCUCUGCUGCUGACCAGGUUCCAGCACAGGGUCCACUCCACACAGCCUGGCCGUCUGCUCCGUAGACAGAGCUGAUGUAAAGUUUUGUAUAUCUGUUUCGUAUUUGACCCACCAACAGCUUUUUCUUUCAUUUAAUAAAAAUCCUUUUUGUAA